Ornithorhynchus anatinus (platypus) is the source of this 2779-nucleotide messenger RNA. It is a transcript of the gene OTUB1, whose product is annotated as OTU deubiquitinase, ubiquitin aldehyde binding 1. NCBI's taxonomy places the organism in Eukaryota, Metazoa, Chordata, Mammalia, Monotremata, Ornithorhynchidae. Gene Ontology annotation, cellular component: nucleus. The record is from RefSeq and is a predicted model, not a curated record. The transcript is spliced from 7 exons. The coding region runs from base 47 to 862 and encodes 271 amino acids. Gene Ontology annotation, molecular function: cysteine-type deubiquitinase activity; ubiquitin binding. Gene Ontology annotation, biological process: negative regulation of double-strand break repair; protein K48-linked deubiquitination.
CGGGCUCAUAACCCGGAAGCAGUCGGACCUGCGGCGCUGUUUAAAGAUGGCGGCGGAGGAGCCUCAGCAGCAGAAGCCGGAGCCGCUCGGAGGCGACUCCGAAGGAGUUAACUGCCUGGCCUACGAUGAGGCCAUCAUGGCUCAGCAGGAUCGCAUUCAGCAAGAGAUCGCUGUCCAGAAUCCACUGGUCUCAGAGCGUUUGGAGCUCUCGGUUCUGUACAAGGAGUACGCCGAAGAUGACAACAUUUAUCAACAGAAGAUCAAGGAUCUGCACAAAAAAUACUCAUUCAUCCGGAAGACCAGACCCGAUGGCAACUGUUUCUACCGAGCCUUUGGCUUCUCCCACCUGGAAGCCCUCCUGGAGGACAGCAAGGAGUUGCAGAGGUUUAAAGCCAUCUCUGCCAAGAGCAAAGAGGACCUGGUGUCCCAGGGCUUCACCGAGUUCACAAUUGAAGACUUCCACAACACGUUCAUGGACCUGAUCGAGCAGGUGGAGAAGCAGACCUCGGUGAGCGAGCUGCUGGCCUCCUUCAAUGACCAGAGCACCUCGGACUAUCUGGUGGUCUACCUGCGGCUCCUCACCUCCGGCUACCUGCAGCGGGAGAGCAAGUUCUUCGAGCACUUCAUCGAAGGCGGGCGGACCAUCAAGGAAUUCUGCCAGCAGGAAGUGGAGCCCAUGUGCAAGGAGAGCGACCAUAUCCACAUUAUCGCGCUGGCCCAGGCCCUCAACGUCUCCAUCCUGGUGGAGUACAUGGACCGGGGCGAGGGCGGCACCACCAAUCCUCACGUCUUCCCCGAGGGCUCGGAGCCCAAGGUCUAUCUACUGUACAGACCCGGACACUACGACAUCCUCUACAAAUAGGUGUCGCGCCGCCCCUUCUCUCCCUCCCCGCCCGCCUCCCCUCCCCUCCCGUGCUCACAGGCGUUAGACAUGUACAGAGGUUUUUUUUGUGGUUGUAAAUGGUAAUAUUUCACUUUUUUCCCUUUCUCGGCUCCCCCCCCCCAAUCCUAUCCCACAUGACCCUGCGUGUUUUAUUAAAGGGGAUGCUGGCGGUGAGGCUGUGUGUGAGUGUGUGUGUGUGGGGGUGGGGGUUGUGAGUGUGUGCGUGGGGGAGUGUCUCGCCGCUGGGCUCCUUGGGGCCUCCCCCAGCUGGCUUGGUGGGGCCGGGCCUCUCCGUCCCACCCUCACCUGCCUCUUGGUCCUCCCUCUUUCAGACUCUCAGUGACCAAAUAGGACCUUGAGCCGGGCUCGGCCGUUUCCGUCCGUGAGGGCAAGGGUCGCGGCCCGUCCCCAUCAGGUCCGGGUUCGGCCUUCCCGGCCGGCCGCUGCCCCGGGCUUCUGGCGGAGCUGUCGGGUGAGGGCGUGCGCCUCUGCCACUGCAGUGCCCCACUGUGCCUACCCCAUCCUUGCCCCGUUCCCCUCUCCCCUCUUCAGUCGGCCGGUUCAGCCCAGUGCCCCUUUCGGGCGCUGGUCUACGCUCGGUCGGAGCGCGCGGCUUGGCCUCGGUUCCCCUGCCCCAAUCGGUGCUGCCUCGGGGCCGGAGGCCGGACCCCAUCGUGGGGGCCCGUCGGCCCCGACGUGCUGGCUUUUCUUUUAUUCUGGCGGCCGCCAGGCCGCCCCGAUGGUGAGGGGGGUGACGGAGCCCCCUGCCUCCCAGAGAGCCGCCUCCUCCCCCCCUUCUCCUCACCACGGGGCGGAUGCUCCAAUCGCCUCCCCGAACGUCUCCCGGCACGACUCGGGGGAGGGCUCCGUCCUCCCGGGUCCGGCUCCCGCCGUGGGCCCGUCUGCCGGGCCCUUUCCGUUGCACGGGGGUCCCGUGUCCUGGCCCACCGUCCCCCUGCGCGGGGCCGCGGCUGGCUUCUUGCUGGUGGUUGCUGCUAGGUCGGUGCCCAGCAGAGGGCACUGCCCCUCCAGCUGGGCUCUGCCUGGUGCCCUGCAGGGACCAGGUCCCCCCCCCCCCAUCUCACAGCCCCUUCCCCUUUACCUCCGGGAAUGCCCGCCUCCCCAUCCCAACCCCCCGCCCUUGGCCCACGUGGAGGGGAGGCGGGGCCCUGUAGAAACAACCUCCUCCCCCUCAUCUGAUGCAAAGGCUCCCGCUUUGGACUCCGGACUCGGGCCGAACUGGGGCCUCCAGUUCCCUUCUCUCCGUUGCCCCCCAUCUCUGUCCGGAAGCCUAAACGGCCUCCUGGAUCGGAGGCUGGAGAAGGGGGUCCCACGGGGCCGGGGGGGGGGAGCCCACCCUCUCUGCGCAGCACCCACUGGGAGCAGGAAGAUAAUGUGUGGGGGAGAGCCCACCCUUCUGUUACCCAUUUCCCCCUCCUCCCCUCCCCCUCAGUUUUGAGACCUUUACUUUAGUCUCCUUUCCUCCAAAUUCCCACUAAGCUUUCUCCCAGCCCCCUCCCUCUGCACCCAAUUCCUGCUUUGCCUUUGGUGUCUGGCCAAGGGUCCCCGUCCUCUCUUUUCUUUCUCCUCUUCCCGCCACCACUCUACCCUUCCUUCCCCCCCCUUUCUGGAUUCUUCAAGACCCCCCAGCAUGAGGAAAGGGGGGAAGUGAACUCUCACCUUCCCAAACUCAACCACCCCAACCUCCCUUCCUCCCAUCAGGAAGUCAAAGCAGAGACCGGAAUCCCUCCCCAGAAAGAAAAUCAGCGGUUUGUCCAACUUGACUCCUUAGGACUGUAAGCUCCUGGAGGGCAGGGUGCAUGGCUCUGUGUGGUGUGCGACUGGCUGCGCCUAGCACAAGGUGGGCAUUCAAUAAACGUCGUUACAAAUGGCAAA